Molecule: messenger RNA, 804 nt
Organism: Physeter macrocephalus (sperm whale)
Lineage: Eukaryota; Metazoa; Chordata; Mammalia; Artiodactyla; Physeteridae
Product: riboflavin kinase-like
Exons: 2
Coding region: 1-804 (267 amino acids)
Biological process (GO): riboflavin biosynthetic process; FMN biosynthetic process
Cellular component (GO): mitochondrion
Molecular function (GO): riboflavin kinase activity
Source: RefSeq, a predicted model, not a curated record
AUGGUUAGCCCUGAAGGACCAGGAGAACUUGUGAGGAAGCCACAAAGCAUAAAACACACUCAUGACUUACUUCCGCGAUCGCCGGCUUUCCGGAGCCCAGACGCAGCCUCUGCAUCGCCCGGCACCUUCUGGUCGGUCAGCGGCGUGAGGGUCUCGCCGCAGCGUGUCGUCCGCGCCGCUCGGCCCGUUGUGAGCCCGUGUGUUCGCCGGGCCGGCCGGCCGGCGCGGCUGCAGCCCGUAUCCCCCGGCUGGUCCGGGGGUCCGGGCACCGCCUCGACGGCGGCGCCGCCAGACGCGCGGACUGGACCGCAGCCCGCACCCCGAGCGGACGGCGUCGUGAGGCACCUGCCGUACUUCUGCCGCGGCCAAGUGGUGCUGGGCUUCGGUCGCGGCUCCAAGCAGCCGGGCAUCCCUACAGCUAAGUUUCCUGAACAAGUAGUAGAUAAUAUUCCAGCUGAUGUAUCCACUGGCAUUUAUUAUGGUUGGGCCAGUGGUGGAAGUGGAGAUGUCCGUAAGACGGUGGUGAGCAUAGGAUGGAACCCAUACUGCAAGCAUACAAAAAAGUCCAUGGAAACUCAUAUCAUGCAUACUUUCAAAGAGGACUUCUACGCGGAAAUUCUUAACGUGGCCAUUGUUGGCUACCUCAGACCAGAAAAGAACUUUGAUUCUUUAGAGUCACUUAUUUCAGCAAUUCAAGGUGAUAUUGAGGAAGCCAAGAAACGACUAGAGUUACCAGAACAUUCGAAACUCAAAGAAUACAAUUUCUUCCCAGUUCCUAAAAGCAAAAUAAUGAAUGGCCACUGA